CAUCGCAUCUCGGAGGGACGCAACAGCGUAAAGUACCGCAAGUGGAGGUCAACAUAAAGACAUCAAAGGAAAAUAAAAAGCAUAAACGAGAUGCUGUUAUAAAACUAGAAGUUGAUUAUGUUCCCAUCAAUGCAAGUGAUCCAUUUCGUAAAUGGUAACAAAAUUAGUGGACAGUCGUGAUUGUGAAUUUUAUUUGGCUACACUUUCGAAGCGGUUACCUGCUCAAUGACGGCUGAAGAAAGUACGAUGAUGCAACCAUAGCGAGAGAUAAUGUCCAUCAAUAUUACGGUGCACAGUUCACACGCACCAUCGUCCUCCGGUGCAAAUCCGUUUGCAAGUUUGGACAGUGUCCGAAAGGCCGAAAAUGAUAAGCUACGAAAGGCACGUCUGGAACAGGUUAGACAACAGUCUAAACAAUUGGCGGCAAAAGUACGACAGAAUUUCAAAACUGGUAAACAGAAGGAGCUGGCCAAUGUACAAAAGUUGAGAGAAACGGAAUUGAAAAAUUGGAAGCAAAAGCACAUAGCCAAAUUGCAGGCAGAUUAUCAACACUGCUUGGAGGAUGUCGGUGAAGCGCAUAAAGCUGCGGAAGCAGCCGAGCAGUGUGAGGUUUGGUUUCAGGAGAAAAAAGCCGCUCAGCAGGCAGUUGCACUUCAACGGGGAAGGCAGGCUGAACUAAAACAAGCGAAGGAAAACCAGAAUCGGGAGGACAUGAAAGCUAAGAGAAAGAAGGAAUACAUUCCAACUAAAUCGAUUGCCGUGCAGGUUUCCGUUCCGACGGAACAGAAGAAAGAUGUUCCGGUUCAGGUGGAAGAUAGUAGUGCUUAUGCUAAUACAUUAAGUGCCUUUGAACAAUUUAAGAAAGGAUCGAAGGCAAGCUCUGUUCCAGAUUUACACGGUCGUGAUCGCCCAAUGUCACCUGGUUUCUCAUCAUCGGAUGAGGAACUGCUACUUUGUACGGAUAAAAACAAAGAGAACAUUUCCAAUAAACAGAUAGACACACUUUACUAUAAUCCCACAUCCUUCACCUCACCGGAAACAAUUCAACAACAAUGUUGUUCGAUUAAACAACAGCCGAUAAAACCUUUUACACAAGUAUCGGAAUUUGUCAAACGGCGUCGGGAGGAGAAGACCAGAAAAUACACUCAUCCACAAGCUACUGUCUCAAAAGAAAAUCCAACAUAUUCGUCCCAAAAAGUACAAUUUGACAAUCUAAGCGAAAAUACUUUGUCCUUUCCCACGAGUACAGUUAUGGAUCGAUCGAUAUUGGAAUCACCGCGCAAGCCGGUGCAGAAACUGGUAGAGGUACCGAAAGCAAUUCCCAUCAAAACCCAGAAGAGUCCUUCCAAGCAAUCGACGUCGGCAGCCACGGGUUCGAGUUUGGCAGCCCCCACUUCCAAAGUGCAGUACUACGAUUUUAACACCAAAUACCGAAAGGAAUACGACCAGCCGAGUGCGUUUGUACAGCGAAAUGACAAACCGAAACAAGGGGAGCUGAACGCCAUGCAGGAAGCCAGCCGCUUAGAGCGAUUGCAAACUGACAUGCUGAAUGCAAGAAGAAAUCUGCCAGUGGGGCCUGAUCGAUCGCAGGUUGCCCUGGAAAAACUGCAAAUCCGUAAGGAUUAUGAAAAUUUGCAGCUGGAGCUGGACAAACUAGUUAGGGCCGAAUCACAAGUCAAAGGCCUUGAUGUGACAAGUAAGCCGCUAAUGACUGAAGCUCGUCAACGCCAACAUUCGGAGGCCCGUCAGAAGCGCAUGAAUCAAGCCGUAGAAGACCUAUUAAAGCAACGGGUACUGAUCACCUGUCCAAUUGUUCGAAAUCCACCAAAAGAAGUUCAGUUGAAAAACCGACCGUCGCAAAUAAAUGUUGCUGCGGGAAAAAAGUAUGCUGCACAAUUUCCGGAGGAUGAUUCCAACCACCGAGAAGUCACCAACAGUUCAGAUAGUUGUAGCACGAUCAUGCUGGGAUACGAUCAGGUUGGCGAACGUGCUGGAAUUCCUUUGCCAGAAGAAGAUAAAGUUGCCAGAUUGAAAGAUUUGUUGCAAAAAGUAAACGAGCAAAAGAAGUUGAUUACAGAGGAACUAAAAAAGGAGGAGGACAUUGAACAGGAACUGAAAUCUUCAACUGUAAAGCUAAAAUCGACAAAAAGUCAGACUGAUAACGGGAUCAAAAAAUUGCAGCAGCGGCAGAAAGAGCUCGAGGAGCAACAGAAACAUUUGCAUGAAAAGGAAAAAGAAAUUCAUGAGCUGGAGAAACAACUAAAAGAAAAACUGAAUCGAUUGGAGAAGGAAAAAUCCAAACCGAAAGUUCCAAUUAUUAUAGAAACAAAGGGUGCUGCAAGUGCCAAUGUUCAAAAGGUUGUGGAAAUUUCCUCUACUGGAUCGAACGAUAGUAUUCAAUCUGGAUCCGAUAUUCCAGUAAAAAUUGUUAUUACAGUAAACGAUAAAUUGCAUAAGAAAGUUAAGAAAACUCCCAAAAAAGUGCUUUCAGAAGCUAGGAAAAGAAAGAAGGCUAAGGACGCCGUUGAUCAACCCAUGGAACCGCUAGAAUCUCCUCCGAUAUUACCAAAAAAGGUAGAGGAAACACUUACGAAGCAGGCUGAAUCUCAUAAUGUUCAUUCAAAGCCACCGGAACCUCUUCCAAAGCCACCAGAAGUUGUUCAGGAACUAACGGAAGCAUCGCCAAUCAGUUCGACAACUUCAACCAUUUACCGACAGCUACCGCCCAAAAUUGAUAACCGUGUAGGAAAACUCUUGAAGGAAUUGUCUGACUCCAAUAAUCAACCACAAAAGCAAACAAAACCCCAACGCUCUUCAUAUGCCCCAAAGCAUCAACUGAAAAAGACAACUCCUCUUCCAAAACCACCAGCCUCCCAACCUCAACGUGGGCAACAUUUCAAUCCCAAUCUCAUGCAGUACAUUGUCCGAUUAUUGGGCAUGUCACGACAAUCUAUCGAGCAACUUGGAGUCAGUUCCUCAACGUCUGUGUCAACACCGCACGACUCUGUUGUAAACGUCAGCGCCAAUCAAUCUAACAGCGUCGUCGAUGAACAAUCCAGAGGGGAUCAGUCACGGAUGGAAAAGCUGAGACGAUUCAUCGAUGAAAAUUAUAACUUCCUCAAUGAAAUCGACGAAACCCUUCAAGACCAACAACUGAAUGGAACGGCGGAUGAGAACAUCAGUCGCGUGGAGGACGUUUGGAUGAAGACGCUCAGUCGAAAAGAGCAAGAAAUUCGCCGGGAAAAAUCGAAUAUUUCAGGACCCCCCGUUGAACAAUCACCUCCGGUAAAGGACAGUUCGCUUAAAUCAAUUCUCAAGUCUCCGAAAAAGGCGCCGGCUAAGGUUGCAAAAAUUAUAACUCCGCAAGGUCACGUGGAAGUAAUCGAUUUGGACGACGAUCGUGAACAGGAAGUGCUGGAAAAGUAUUCACACCUGGCCGAGAAUUGUAGUAAAAGAAUUUCCGAACUUUCGGAAAUGAUCCAAAUGCGCGAAGAGAAGAAGAAGCUAAUUGAAAACAGCUUAUCCUCUAGCGAGCAGCCGGAAUCAUCCACCAAGUAUCUGGAUUUACCACGACCACCGCAAAGAGCGCCUGCAGUUCAAACCAGUCCUCAGUUGGCCAGGGACGAUCCCGUCAGUGAGGAGAUCAACAACAUUUUCACCAAUUCCAGACAGAUUGGACUCAGUAAGGACAGCGGAAUUGCAAUGUCACGCCCGGUGACGUCUUCCGACUAUCGUGACAGUCCAGAUAACAGACCACCGAAUGCCGGCGCUCCCCAGUUCGAAUCUUCCGAAGAUUUAAGCUCCCGCGAGGUUGCAGCACCAACCAUAUCAGUUGGGUUUGAACCUUUGCUGAAGGACAUUCCAAAGGUAUCCGCAAUGUUGCCUCCCGAUGAAUUGAACCCUCAACCCGUGGCCCCAGUCGUCACCCAAGAACUUCAUAGAGAUAUUCCUUUAGCAAAACGCACAAAACCCCCUGUUGCGAUAACUCGAUACAGCCCUCAAUUGGAGGAAUCCGUUGCUGCACAUGAGUUGUCUACGAUUCCCGAGGUCGAAACUCCGCUAGCCUCGAAGACCAAUAUUUCAGUAGUGCCUAGCGAGAAGCUGGAUCCUGCCGAACAAAUCCUCGUAGAGGUUCGCGACAAACUCCUUGAACAUGCUCGUGCACUUGGAUACGAGAACUUUCCCAACUAUCGAGAAUAUGUUCGCGAGCAAAACUUGGAGGGCACUCGAUAUGACCCGGAAAAGACUAAUUAUACACGUUUGCACGAAUUAUUGGAAGCUACCGACAAAAGUGACCUACGUUACAAGAACUUUCCCGUCCCGGCUCCGGAAAUGAACAUUACCGAAGAAAGUGCCGCCAUUAACAAUAAAAAAGCUGAACUGGAAAGCAAUUCUAGCUCCAGUACGACACUCCCGGACGUGGUAGCUGAACUGAAACUUCGAAAAAUCAUCGACAAAUCAUUUGACAAUUCUCUAGACGACUCCAAUCUAUCCACACCGGAUUCUGGUUCAGUGGAAUUUCUUCAUCCAUUGCCGGAAAAAUCCGUUUUCAAACCUCAACAAAAUCACACCUCCGCCUCGGAAACAAGCGAAUCCCUUCAACGUGACCUAAAUCAACUCGGUCUGCGUUGGGCUUCGAGCAUGCUCAAAAAGAACCAACAAGCCCACCUUCAAGAACAUUCCAGCAGUUCAUCCCUCUCACCGGCCGAAGAUAUUCGCCGCCUUUCAUCCAGAAAAUCGAAACCGUUACCAUCUCUUCAAGCCGACCCGAAUGAAUCGCAUAACACAACCACCGGGAAGCCCCUAAAUCUGAGAGAAUUCGUCGCCCGUGAACUGAUGAUACGCACCCACUCCGAUUUGAACUCCCUCUCGGAUUCGUCCAGUCCCUGUAGUAUGCUGCUGCGAUCAUUACUGGAUAUAAGUCACAUCAACACUUCGACGCCGGAACUGUUAACACACACGACCGACAAAAACGUUCAGCGAACGUCCACCCCGGUGGCAACGAAAUCGUCCUCCGCCGGAACGAAGGAUGGCAGUUUGAACGUAACGAAUGGAUUAUUUUCCGGCGAGUCCCGAAUUUCGUCUGUUCAUAUGAGUUCGUCUUCGGGAGGGGAGCACAAACUGACCGUUCCGAAUGUGCGGCUAGACGUGGAUAAGUACACCAAGGGACGGAACAACGACAACCAAUAGUUGGAAAAAUCUACAUAAACAUUUAUAUAUUUGAUAGAGGAUUAUUUUAAUAAUAAAAGUGCCUUGCAGCAAUGUUUUACUUGAAUCGACGAUUUCAAUCGAAUUUGACGCUCAACAGUGAGAUACAAAGUUGAUAGGUUUUAAAUUAUGAGCACUAUGUGAGAGCUCAUGAUCAGUGAAUUAAAUUGUUAGUUUUAAGUUUUGUUUGGUAUAAAAGAUUAAGUUUUAGCUCAAAAACACUGCUCACACAUCUAUGUACAUCUUAGGAUUAUUGUCUAUAAUUUUUAGGAAGUAACAAAUUAUGCACUGUUAGUCAUAGGCAUGUGAAAGCAUUUAUUAUAUUGAAUAAAAUAAUUAAUACGUUUUGUAACUGACUAAA
This is a messenger RNA of Armigeres subalbatus, 5569 nucleotides long. Its product is annotated as nucleoprotein TPR-like. The record is from RefSeq and is a predicted model, not a curated record. Lineage: Eukaryota; Metazoa; Arthropoda; Insecta; Diptera; Culicidae.